This is a messenger RNA of Vidua macroura (Pin-tailed whydah), 1732 nucleotides long. RefSeq names its product fibroblast growth factor 14 (gene FGF14). Gene Ontology annotation, biological process: positive regulation of gene expression; positive regulation of protein phosphorylation; positive regulation of cell population proliferation. NCBI's taxonomy places the organism in Eukaryota, Metazoa, Chordata, Aves, Passeriformes, Viduidae. Gene Ontology annotation, molecular function: growth factor activity; fibroblast growth factor receptor binding. The record is from RefSeq and is a predicted model, not a curated record. The transcript has 5 exons. Bases 355 to 1113 code for a protein of 252 amino acids. Gene Ontology annotation, cellular component: cytoplasm.
AGUAGGAUGGAUCCUGCCGUGGCUUUUGUUCUGCAGAUCCACCCAUCCUCCUAGCAGUCAAGUACCAGGCUAUGGUUUUCUCUCUGGGGAUCUUUCUUCCGCGUUUUGCCGGUGUCUCCGAUGAGGUUUUGGCCUCGGCUGGGAUUUCACUACCUUACUUUUCGUUUGGCUUCACGCUGAAAAAAGGGAUUCCUUAUAUUUGCUCUCCACGCUUUUGGUUAUAAUCCACUGUUGGUCUAGGGGGAACAACCGUUCAGCCUGGCUGAAAAAAAGGCAUCCGUUGAAAAGUCUCAAAGAAAUAUACCACGUGAGGAAAAAAAACUGGGAGAAGAUCGGAAUAUAAUCGCUUUUUCUAUGAUAAAACUGGUGCCCCUCUUCAGGAGAACUGAUCUCAAUUUAUUAUUAUGCAACCACAAGGAUCUCUUCUUUCUCAGGGUGUAUAAGCUGCUGGAUUGCUUUUCGCCCAAAUCAAUGUGGUUUCUUUGGAACAUUUUCAGCAAAGGAUCGCAUAUGCUGCAGUGUCUUUGUGGCAAGAGUCUUAAGAAAAACAAGAACCCAACUGAUCCCCAGCUCAAGGGUAUAGUGACCAGGUUAUAUUGCAGGCAAGGCUACUACUUGCAAAUGCACCCCGAUGGAAGUCUCGAUGGAACCAAGGAUGACAGCAGUAAUUCUACUUUAUUCAACCUUAUACCAGUGGGACUUCGAGUUGUCGCUAUCCAGGGUGUAAAGACUGGGUUGUAUAUAGCCCUAAAUGGAGAAGGUUUCCUCUACACAUCAGAACUUUUUACACCAGAGUGCAAAUUCAAGGAGUCUGUUUUUGAAAAUUAUUAUGUAAUCUACUCAUCCAUGCUCUACAGACAACAGGAGUCCGGGAGGGCCUGGUUCUUGGGGCUGAACAAAGAAGGGCAGGUCAUGAAAGGAAACAGAGUGAAGAAAACAAAACCAGCAGCUCAUUUUCUACCCAAGCCAUUGGAAGUUGCCAUGUAUCGAGAACCAUCUUUGCAUGAUAUUGGAGAAACAGUGCCAAAGGCUGGGGUAACUCCAAGUAAAAGCACAAGUGCAUCUGCAAUAAUGAAUGGAGGCAAACCAGUGAACAAGAGCAAGACGACAUAGCCAGAUACUCACAGGUGUUGUGACUUUACUGAGUCCCAAGUACAGUUGAGCGAUUUAUCCUUGCCAGACUUCCCCUCGGCAGUGUCUGUGGAUCAGCUUGUGGCAAGUCACCAGCCUGCCCGUUCCUGUUCUUGAACUGAGUUGUUGCAAGUGGAUAAAUCUCAACAUGUAGCUCCACCACAACGAGAAGACACCUGGAUGAACCAGCUAAACUCAGACCAUGGAAUGCCCUACCAGAUAUUGGAAUGCCUUUUUAAUAUCUUUUCUGUGACUGUGACACUUCAUGUGAAUGACAUACUUCACAAGUACACUUGAUACCUUGCCUGCUGACAAUUGCCCAUAAUCCCUUUUUGAGUCCAGUUUCAGCAAAAUCCAUGUGUUUAAGUUCUAUUUUGUAGCACACAAAUAAUCAAGUAAUUUCUAGUUAGAUGCUGUAAACCUGUGCUAUUAUGGAUUUCUCUUCUUCCCUUUUUUAUAAGGCUGCUCGCUCCACUGUUUGUGACCUUUUGCAGGGAUUGUGUUUCUCUAUAACUUAAGUGUUGCCGGUGGCUUAGUUUUGAAAGCAAUCAGGGAAUCAGGAAGCCUUCAAAAAUCUACUAUUAAAAAUUAUAUCUAUAAA